AUGUACUCUGAUUUCAUAAAGGAGCAGUUUGAGCGCUGCCUGGACCUCUACCUGUGCCCCAGGGUGCGCAAGAAGCGGCUGCACGUCAACCCGCAGUCGCUGGUCCCCAAGCUGCCCAAGCCGCAGGACCUGCAGCCCUUCCCCACUCGGCUCGCCAUUCGUUUCAGCGGCCACGUCGGCAAGGUGCGCUGCCUGGCGCCGCACCCCGGCGGCCAGUGGCUGGCAACGGGUGGCCAGGACGGGUCGCUGCGGCUCUGGGAGGUCACCACAGGCCGCUGCACCCGCACCUGGCAGCUCGGUGGCCCCGUGGCCUCCCUGGCCUGGUGCCCCAACGCCGCGCUGCAGCUGCUGUCGGCCGCGGUGGGCAGCACCGUCGUGCUGCUGCCCUCGGGGCUGGGCGGGCCGGACGUGGAGGCAGCGGCGGCGGCGGCCCUCGAGCUGCCCGGCGGCGGCGGCGCGGCGAACGGCGGCGACGCUUCGCCGCUGGCGGCGUGGGCGGCGCGAGAGGGCGGGGGCGUGGAGAUCGCGGCGCGUCACCCGGUGACGCACGUGUGCUGGCACGGCCGCGGCGACUACUUCGCAUCGGUGGCGCCGACGGGCGCGACGCAGUCUGUCUUGGUGCACCAACUGUCCAAGCGCGCCACCCAGAACCCCUUCCGGAAGAACCGGGGCCGCGUCACGCGCGCCGCGUUCCACCCCGUCAAGCCGUUCUUCUUUGUCGCGACCCAGAACCACGUGCGUGUGUACAACCUGGCCAAGCAGGCCCUGGCCAAGAAGCUCAUCGGCGGCAGCGGGGCCAUCACCUGCCUGGCCGUGCACCCGGGCGGCGACCACGUGCUCGUGGGCAGCGACGACAAGCGGCUCGCGUGGUACGAUCUGGAUCUCUCGGCCACGCCCUACAAGGCGCUGCGCUACCACACACAGCCACUGAGGGGCGUCGCCUUCCACCCCUCCUACCCGCUCUUCGCCUCCGCCGCCGACGACGGCACCACUCAUGUGUUCCACGGCCGGGUAUACGCCGACCUCCUGACCAACCCCCUGAUCGUGCCGGUCAAGGUGCUGCGGGGCCACGCGGUCACAGACCACGCGGGUGUUCUGGACGUGGCCUUCCACCCGACGCAGCCCUGGGUGUUCACCGCGGGCGGCGACGGGGAGGCGCUGCUCUGGUGCAACUGA
Molecule: messenger RNA, 1176 nt
Organism: Monoraphidium neglectum
Lineage: Eukaryota; Viridiplantae; Chlorophyta; Chlorophyceae; Sphaeropleales; Selenastraceae
Product: block of proliferation 1
Exons: 9
Coding region: 1-1176 (391 amino acids)
Biological process (GO): ribosome biogenesis; maturation of LSU-rRNA from tricistronic rRNA transcript (SSU-rRNA, 5.8S rRNA, LSU-rRNA)
Cellular component (GO): preribosome, large subunit precursor; PeBoW complex
Molecular function (GO): ribonucleoprotein complex binding; protein binding
Source: RefSeq, a predicted model, not a curated record